Molecule: messenger RNA, 1120 nt
Organism: Bufo bufo (common toad)
Lineage: Eukaryota; Metazoa; Chordata; Amphibia; Anura; Bufonidae
Gene: ENSA
Product: endosulfine alpha
Exons: 3
Coding region: 114-467 (117 amino acids)
Cellular component (GO): cytoplasm
Molecular function (GO): protein phosphatase inhibitor activity
Source: RefSeq, a predicted model, not a curated record
ACGUCAGGCGCGGUAGUCGCCAUUUUGAAGCGGUGAAGUCGGGCGGACAGGGGCGCACCGUGGGGAAGUCGCCGGUAUCGGUCGCUGCUCUCUCUCCCCUCCGAGCUGCUACAAUGUCGGAGAAGUACGAAGGGGACGUGCAUUUCGAGGAGACUGGCGAGGAGAAGCAGGACUCCCAGGAGAAGGAGGCGGUGACGCCGGAGAAAGCGGAGGAGCAGAAGCUGAAGGCCAAGUACCCCAACCUGGGGCAGAAGCCGGGGGGGUCGGACUUCCUGAUGAAGAGAAUGCAGAAAGGGCAAAAGUACUUUGACUCGGGCGACUACAACAUGGCCAAGGCCAAGAUGAAGAACAAGCAGCUGCCCAGCGCCGGGCCGGAUAAAAACCUUGUAACCGGUGACCACAUCCCCACGCCGCAGGACCUUCCACAGAGGAAAUCUUCACUGGUUACCAGCAAGCUAGCAGGGUAGCCAGCCUCCCCGCACUGGACAUGCCCGCACUUCACUGUACCAUAGAUGGCUGGACUCUCGCAUAGACGCGUCACCUUGUCGGCGCUGGAAGGGCCGGUGCCUCAUUGUCUCCCCAAUGCCACACUGGCCGUUCCUGACCGUGACCGAGAUAAGCUAAGAUGGCUUUGGAAGCGAGGCCCCAAGACGCCGCGCAACUAGACCUUUCCACGGGCUUAAUGGACAAUGUGUGACGAGUUCUCGGUGCAGGAGACACCUGACUGUUGUUAUAUAGUGUAAGAUAUAUCUGAGUUUUGCAUUCCUUUGUGUGUGUGAGUGUGUGAGACACAGGCAUGCCAGAGACUUGUCACAUCGGCCAUACCAUACUUCCCGGGACGUGUCGAGGUGGGUCACAAGGCCCACCUCGACAACUUGGCUGCGGUGUAAGCUAAACCUUCUCCGCCAUAUUUGUGGGUCACUAGGGAUGUCGGCGGAUGCGACGAGAACCCCCCCCCCCCUUCCCCCCCCACCGCCCUUCGGCUUUGUCUGUAUCUCUCUGUGCAAAUGGUACAUUGUGAUGAGCCUGUAUCUUUGCCCUGGUUUCUAAUGCCACACUGAUUUCCAAAGUAAAACUGACAUGUUCACAGUUUUAAAAUAUAACCUGUGGUGGUCCUAAA